ACCACUUCCAGUGAAAUCAAAAGUAAGAAACAUAUAAUUUUAAUUAAGAACUUCAUUCAUAUAUCUUAAGGCUUCUAAUCUACAACCAUUAGCUGAAUGCAAAUAAAUGAUGCAAACAUCACUUUAAACAUUGCCUUAAAAUAGUGAUACUUUUAUCCUUUGUUGGCAAUGAUUCACUAAAUCAAAAUCAUUUCUGGAGUAUGUUUAGUCUUAAAUCGGUCCUAAGUGAUCCAUUGAAAGUAACAAAUACCCAAAUCAUAUUAUUGGUAUUCUGCUCUUAGAGGCCUUAUGAUUUAUGCACAAAUUUAGUUUAUUCCAUUUUCAAAAUAUUUCAUUAAUAUAAUUAAACUGUUAGAUAAGGAUAUCACAACAAUUGUAUUAAUAGUAAUUCUCAUAUCAAUAACAAUUUAUAACAUCACAUCAACCUUAGAUAUUUGAAGGAAGGAAUCAAUUAUAAAUUGUUAAUCAAAGUCCUUUUCAAAAAAUAUAUGAAAAUUAGACUUAAUAAGAAAUAGAAUCUCAAUUUGAAUAAAUCAUCUGAUUUAUUAUUAUUGUUAACUUAAAAAUAUUAGAAACAAAAACUACUUAUGUAAUAAGUAAUGCUGCCUUAAAAAUAAAAAUUAAGAAAUAUGUAUUUAAGAUAAUCAAUCUAAGUAAAGUUGUUAAGAUUAUUUGAUUCUAUAAAAUUAGUUGAGUGA
Paramecium sonneborni is the source of this 698-nucleotide messenger RNA. Lineage: Eukaryota; Ciliophora; Oligohymenophorea; Peniculida; Parameciidae. The record is from the annotation of a GenBank genome assembly.